CCCCUUAGUGCAAAACAUUAUUGGGGGGUAGUAGAGGUUAAGAGUCUUAUCCACAUAAGGAAGUCCUAAGAUUCUUGCAUACAAGGCAGUGUUCCAAAUGGCUAAUAAUCAACCAAACACACCAGCUUUACUUUUCAUUUGUUUUCUCUGUUUAUGGCUUUCAUGCACAGAUUCUUCAUCUUCAUCUUCUUCUUCAACCCAAAAAGCACAGGAUUUAGACAGGAUAAGGCAUUUGCCAGGGCAACCAAACAGGCCUUUAGUGACACAGUACUCAGGCUACAUCACAGUUAAUGAGUCUCAUGGGAGGGCCCUCUUCUACUGGUUCUUUCAAGCCCAAUCCCAACCCUCAAUCAAACCUCUCAUUCUAUGGCUAAAUGGAGGGCCAGGUUGCUCAUCAAUUGGAUAUGGAGCUGCUUCAGAGUUGGGUCCUCUCAGAGUUCAGGAAAAUGGGUCUGCUCUUCACUUCAACAAUUAUUCUUGGAACAAAGAAGCCAAUUUAUUGUUUGUGGAGUCUCCAGUGGGCGUUGGCUUCUCAUACACAAACACUUCCUCUGAUUUGACCACUCUGGAUGACCACUUUGUUGCCCAAGAUUCAUACAACUUUAUAGCCAAUUGGCUUGAAACAUUCCCACAGUUCAAGAAUCAUGACUUCUUCCUUGCAGGAGAGAGCUAUGCAGGCCACUAUGUUCCCCAACUAGCCGAGGUUAUUUUUGACCGAAACAAGGAUAAGAAGAAAUACCCACACAUAAAUCUCAAGGGUUUCAUAGUGGGAAACCCAGAAACGAAUGAUUAUUAUGAUUACAAAGGGCUUUUGGAAUAUGCAUGGAGCCAUGCAGUGAUUUCAGAUCAAAACUAUGACAAAGCCAGAGAAGCAUGCGACUUCGCAAGCUCUAAAUGGUCGAAUGAGUGCAACGAAGCCAUAUCAACUGUGUUCUCGAGAUACGAAGAAAUCGAUAUCUAUAAUAUCUAUGCACCCAAAUGUCUUUUGAACGACUCUUCGUCGCAAAUGGGUAUUAAUAACAAUGCAAAUGGAAGGUUGAUAAAGCGAAUCCCAGCAGGGGGUUACGCGCCGUGCUAUUCAUCCUAUGCAGAGGAUUACUUCAACAAGAUUGACGUUCAAAUGGCUUUCCAUGUGAAUAUUAGAGAACCCGUAGGCUCAACCGUCCAUUGGAAGACAUGCAGCGAUCCUGUGUAUAAUGCGUACAAGUCCACUGCCUUCUCCGUGCUCCCGAUAUAUCAAAAGCUAAUUAAAGGAGAACUCAAAAUUUGGAUUUACAGUGGGGAUGCUGAUGGGAGAGUGCCAGUGAUUGGGACAAGAUAUUGGAUAGAAGCUCUUAAGCUGCCUCUGAAAACCCAAUGGCGCUCUUGGUUCCACAAUCAUCAGGUUGGAGGAAGGAUAGUUGAAUACAAUGGAUUGACGUUUGUAACGGUGAGAGGGGCAGGUCACCUCGUACCACUCGAUAAACCGAGCGAAGCUCUAGCACUUGUACACUCUUUCUUGUCCGGCGAAGAACUUCCGCGACAGAGAUGAACAUUAAGCUUCUUUUAUUUAUCUAUAUCAUUUGGAAGAAAUUAUGAACCUAAGAACACAAAUUAAAGUGGAUUGGUUCAAAUUAAACAUGUUUGUGUGAAGUUACACAAGUUCUUGUUGAAAGUUCGUGGGGUGUGGCGGAAUUCACCAAAUAAAAGCAAUGCAAACAAAUCAAUCAACUAUGCUACUGAGG
This is a messenger RNA of Cuscuta campestris, 1724 nucleotides long. The record is from the annotation of a GenBank genome assembly. NCBI's taxonomy places the organism in Eukaryota, Viridiplantae, Streptophyta, Magnoliopsida, Solanales, Convolvulaceae.